Durusdinium trenchii is the source of this 1710-nucleotide messenger RNA. Lineage: Eukaryota; Dinophyceae; Suessiales; Symbiodiniaceae. The record is from the annotation of a GenBank genome assembly.
AUGCGUGCUGCCAAUGGCUACGUCUCCCGGAUUGAAUGUACUGGCUGGCAAACAUUGAUCACAAGGUUUUCCUCUGUCGGAAAUGGGCAGGCUUUGGUGCCUCAAGGUGUGCGGACUGGCCCGAGAAGAGCCAAGAAACUCAAGGCAGUGGAGAACCGGGCUGCCAGGCUUCACUACCGCGAAAAAGUCAAGCAGGUUGUUUUUGCAGCGAAAGCAAAUCAGCGGAGUCAAGAAACCUCUCUUCGGUUUCAUUUGUUCCGCACUGAACAAAGAUUAAGCGAGGCUGAAAAGUUGAGAGGAAAGAAAACCCUGCAUCCGUUUGGAAAGCUUGAGAGGUUGAAGCUUGUACAUGUAUUGGAUUUGGUUGAAGGUCCGGCACAAGCUCACGCUGGCAACCGAUACUUGUGGGGACAGCUGGAGAAGUUGUUCUUCGUAAAUGCCAAAGUGCUGUCGAUGGGGGAGCUGGCACGUGUACUACAUGCUUUUGGUCUAAGACAUCUUGAAAAGCGGAGCCCUCCGCCUAUGCGCUUGCUGCACCUUGCUUCCAGCCGCCUUCAAGAGGUUCAAAGCUGCUCUCUUGCGGAGCUUGCCUCAGUAGUGAGGGCCUUUGGCAUUUUCUCUGCGCGGGAGAUGAAGUUGCUGAACAGCUGCUCUGCCGCUCUUCGUACACUUUGUCGGCAGGACCAAGAUAUGUCAGAAAUUGAGCCGGAUCAUGUCAGCCGGCUUUGCGUGGGCCUAGCAGAGCUGAGGUGGCCUGACCAGACUGCGCUGCAGUUUGUGAUGCAGUUUGUUGUUGAGGCCUUAUCUGAGGCGAAGAAGACUGAUCCAAGGAAGAAAGUGAACCUCUUCCAGAUUCCAAAGUUUGAGCCUGAAGAGACUUUUCGCUACAUCACUCAGGAAGCUAUUGUACAUAUUUGCGAGGCUUUUGCUGCCUUGGAGGUUCAUUCAGAGCCACUUUUUCGGGCAGUGGUGCAAGACGUCCUGCAAGGUACUGACCGCAGGUCUCCACGUGCGUGGAAUUCGGGUGUACUCCUGGGGCGCCUUGCCUACAGCCUUGCAAGGCUUGGAGUUGUCCAUCCGGGCCUCACCACAUUAUGGCUGAGGGCUGUUCGUGCUGAAGAUCGUCGUACAUGUCAGCCCAAAGAUGCUGUCAGCAUUUUCGAGGUAGCAAAAGCUGCAAAUGUCUUGGGUGCUUUUCACAGAGAGCUACAUUUGCGCCUCGGCCGCCGAAUUCGUUCUUCAUUGCGUUUGAGUGCUGAAGAUGUGCACGUAAAUGUGCCACAGCUAGCUUUGACUGUGGCAGAGCUUUCAGAUGUAGCAAAUGCAGAACACCAACCACAACUGCCUGCCCGAAGAACACCUUCUGCAGAGCAGCUGGAGGUAGCGUUGCGCUGCCUUGCAGUGCUCUCUUGCGUUGAUCGUGCAGAUGCCUGGCCUGUGCUACAGGCAUCAUCAAAGUAUGCAUACCAGAUUCAAGGCCAGCCGGUGAGGGUUCUUCUGCCCUUCCUUUCACUCUGCUCGAGUUUGCUUCCAAAGGACGCUUGGCCAUGUUCAGCAAACAAAGUUUUUGCUCAGCUUGACCAGCAGAAGCCAGAGCUGGCGAGCACUGCCGAGCUACUAGAGACCCAUCGCUGUAGUGCUCUGAUUGCAUCCCAGGAGAGCCUUCGCCUUCAAGCCAUUUUCUGGAGUUCUUCGAUGUGGACAUUUUGA